AUGGCUAAGGCACAAAUCGGACAAACAGACUGUACGGAUUCUUCUGACUGCGUGACCCUUAUAUCCGCGGUGUGCGACACAAUCGUAACUCAGAAAUGCGUGUGCGUCACCUCCCAGGGAUUCACGGCGAAUGCUAAUAAUGACGGAUGCGACUACGAUUGCAGGGCGCUAAGCGCACCGAACAAUGGUGCCGUUUCAUACACAUCCACGAUACAAGACUCCGUUGCUACGUAUAGUUGUCUCGCUGGAUUCCAAAUAGAUGGUGUGACAAGAAGAACUUGUUCUGCAGUGACGCCCAAAGGAUGGUCUGGUGUAGCACCCUCUUGUAUUGCAGAGGUGGACGCCUGUGAAGGAAUCAAUUGUGCAAACGGUGGUACGUGUGUCAGUUCGGCGGGUACCUACACAUGCGAAUGCGCAGAUGGGUUCAAAGGGACGUUUUGCCAAUCUGACAAGGACGACUGCGUGGGUCACAAUUGCCUGAAUCAGGGCAUCUGCUUGGACGACGUCGGUGGAUACAAAUGCUUUUGUUUGCCGGGCUACGAGGGGCAGUUCUGUCAAGAAAAUGUCAACGAAUGUUUGUCCAACCCGUGUAUCAAUGGGGCAUGCGUCGACGAAGAUAACAGGUACACAUGUACCUGCCUGACAGGAUUCACAGGAUCAAACUGUGAGACAAACAUUGACGAAUGCAGCAACACCAUUUGCGGUCAGGGCGUGUGUACGGACCUGGUUAAUGAUUUCUCUUGCGCAUGCAACCCGGGUUAUAUGGGAGCUGACUGCAGCACGGAAAUAGAUGAAUGUUCAUCGCAACCAUGUGUAAACGGAGGAACUUGCGUGGAUUUGGUCAAUCAAUUCAAGUGCAACUGUGCCGCUGGCUACACCGGAAUUCAUUGUGCAGACGAACUCAAUGAGUGUGCUUCGAACCCUUGUAUAAACGGGGGCACGUGCAAUGACCUUAUCAACGAGUUCACGUGCACAUGCGCAACUGGUUUCCAGGGGACCACGUGUCAAACAAAUACAGGUUAUUGUCAUGCCCAGCCGUGUCAAAAUGGCGGCUCGUGUACAGACGGACUUGCAGCAUACACAUGCACAUGCGCAGACGGAUAUGAGGGGACGAAUUGUGAGACAUCAUCUGCAGAUGCCAACCACUGUGACAGCAAUAGAUGUCAAAACAACGCCAUCUGCGAGAAUACAGCCAAUGGGUACUUCUGCCUCUGUGCUGAGGGGUACUUCGGAAAAUACUGUCAAACGAGAUCCAAACACACAGCAUUUGUUUCAACAGAAAUGGCAAUCGCAAUCGGUAUUGGUGUUGUAUGUGCAUUCAUGCUAGGUGCUUGUAUAGGAGCGGUGGCUAUGUACAAACUGAAAACGAGCAAUACAGUCGGAAGUUGGAAGAAAGAUCGGGCCCCACCCGCUAAAGAACCGAAACUGAGAGAGCUACGUAUGCAAAAGAGGGAAAGGGAUACGUUGAGCCCACUAGGGUACUAGCGGCGAACUUGGAACCAACCUUCCUGACGACCGAAGAAAGCAGUGCCGUUACUUCAUAUUCACUCAAAAGGAAGCUUUAAUGAAGUCGACAACUUUUAUUGAUAGUGAAAGUAUGUUGAACAUUCACUGUGUUUUGUGUUUGUUUUAUUUUGUGUAGUUUCUUUAAGUUGUUAUGGUCCUAGGUUGAAAGAAAAGCUAGAUCUUUCAUGAACUCAAAAUAAAUUUAAAUGACAUGUUAGGUCAAUAACUGAUUUUGAAUAA
Messenger RNA from Mya arenaria, 1746 nucleotides. Its product is annotated as fibropellin-1-like. The transcript has 13 exons. The coding region runs from base 1 to 1485 and encodes 494 amino acids. Lineage: Eukaryota; Metazoa; Mollusca; Bivalvia; Myida; Myidae. Gene Ontology annotation, biological process: Notch signaling pathway. The record is from RefSeq and is a predicted model, not a curated record. Gene Ontology annotation, molecular function: calcium ion binding; Notch binding.